Molecule: messenger RNA, 2777 nt
Organism: Halichondria panicea
Lineage: Eukaryota; Metazoa; Porifera; Demospongiae; Suberitida; Halichondriidae
Exons: 11
Coding region: 42-2573 (843 amino acids)
Biological process (GO): membrane protein ectodomain proteolysis; amyloid-beta metabolic process
Cellular component (GO): plasma membrane; trans-Golgi network; endosome
Molecular function (GO): aspartic-type endopeptidase activity
Source: RefSeq, a predicted model, not a curated record
CUCCUAAACUGUGGUAAACAGAGUGAGUGGUUACCGGUUGUAUGUUGUACAAAGCUACUUUUAGCAAUAGCAUGGCUUUAUCUGCUAAGAAAGAAGAGCUGUCUCUGGAUGAUGUCAUCUUUAUGGUUGUUAGCUAUGCAUGCAAGGAUUUUCUGCGUAUUGCUGUAGUGUUUGCACACUAUGGAGCUGGGAUGAUAAAUGUUGAGGUUCUGGAUGAGGGAAUGAUUGCAAGCGUUUCAAUCGUCAUUGGCAAAGUAUUGCGCACUACUAAUGAGCUUACGAUUCUUCGGUUUUUUGUGAGCAUACGGAAAAAUGUUUAUUUCACCGAAGUCCCAAUUUUUGUUUCUGAGCGAGAAGUUGAAAAACAAUCGGUGUUUGCUAACACUAUAAGGCAAAAAAGUUUUUUCACUUUUGCAGUAAUUGUAACCUAUUUGCAAUAUGCCUCUAGCAACUGGGAAAUGAGUGCUCCGCAGCUAGCAACUACCUCAUAUCUUGAAAUCAAAUGUAUUGAUCAGCAGCCCCUUGUGUAUUGCAUAGAUAUUGAUAUCCCCAUUGUGGAUUUUAAUGGAAUCUCAUUUGUUAAUUUACCUAAAGACAAAGCAACAAAAAGCGACAAAAAAGUAAACAACAAAAAAGAUAACAGCCACCUUCUGUUGAAAUCUCCUGAAAGCACUUAUCUUUUGAUUGUGUCUAACAGAAUACUCACCCAAAAUGUUUCACUAUCUAACUCUACUGAUACUGCAUUAAGGCUCUCCGCAGAUACAAGAAACGGUUAUGACUAUAUCUUGUCUGUUUGCAGCAUGGUCUUGGUCUACGUUGUAGUCAUGGUUGAAGGUAUGCCAGCUGCUACCCAAACACUCCAAGACACAGCCAAUGUUGCACUCAAGCGAGCUAAACGUAGCUUGAGGUCGUUUGUGGUCGACCUGAAAGGAGGCCCUAACACUGGCUAUUGUGCUGACAUGAGUUUUGGAGAAUCAGGUGCUACACAAGAGUUUUGUAUGCUUGUUGAUACUGGAAGCUCCAACCUAGCUGUAGCUGCUACUCCACUACCAGGAGUUAAAGAGCAUCUCAACACACUCACACAAGAUAGUCUUACCAAUACUGAAAAGCCAGUGACUGUGACCUAUUCUGGUGGUAAAUGGAGUGGAACUUUAGUGCGGGAUGUUGUAUCGAUUGGAGGCGCUCCAAAUGUUGAGGUGGAGUUUGCACUCAUACAGUCCUCAAGUAUGUUCUUCAUACCCGGAGCCGAGUGGGUGGGGAUAUUGGGACUAGCUUAUGACUCUCUUGCUAAGCCCGACUCUUCAGUCACACCUUUUUGGAGUGUCCUUCAUCAAUUCUCAGGGCUUAAUGACAUGUUUGCUCUGAGGAUUUGCCCACCAAUAAACUUUGCUAACCAAGGAGGGAUACUGGAAUUUGGUGACAUCAGUGACACCUUAUACACUGGACCUAUUCUGUACACAAGUGUAGUCGAGGAGCUCUAUUACAAUGUGCUGGUGACAAACCUAACCAUUGGAGAUGUCAAGAUAGACCUUCACUGUAGUCAAUUCAACAAUGACAAAGCUAUUGUGGAUUCGGGAACCACUGACAUUUAUCUUCCAUACAACACAUUCGCUGCUAUAGUGGCUGCUUUUAAGAAACAUUUCAAGAAACAUGUGCCUUUGGAAGUGCCUGAUAGUUUUUGGCAAGGAGGUUCAAAGCUUUCCUGGCCAACUGUUAGUAAAGACGUUCUUUUUGAGGCCUUCCCGACAUUCUACAUUGGACUCGCUGAAGAUGGGGACUCCAGCAGUGAAUUUGCAUUGGCUGUCACUCCACAGACAUACCUCCGUCAGGUGUCUGGCUCACAAGAAGAGAUGGAAGAAACUGAAUGUCUACCUCAGUGUGAUUUCUAUGUCUUGGGAAUAAAAAGCCGCCAAAAAGGCAUGGUGAUUGGAGGGAAUGUGAUGCUUGGAUUUACUACAGUGUUUGAUCGAGAGAGGAAAAGAGUAGGAUUUGCAAAAUCAACAUGCAGCUAUGCUGAUACCACUCCUGGACAUAUUCCGUACAUAACAGGGCCAUACCCAAGAGAGCCAGUGGACUGUGAGUGUUACGGUUGCUCGAGGACUCUUGCAUACUGGGAGUGGAUUGUGUACGUCUGUGGGGCCCUCGUUUCACUCAUAUGCAUCACCUCCGUUGGAUACACAGUUAUCCUUAAAUGCUAUCGACAAAGAUUCCGUAUCUCAACCUGUUGUCGUAGAGGCUGUACCUGUACUAACUGUGACAGAAGGAACAUGUACAGCGCUAGAAACGUCAUUGCUACAGAGGAAACAGCUGUGUCAUUGGAGAGGCAGAGCUCAUCCCUGAGUGAGGAUUCUGGCAUUGACAGCCCUUUUGUCUCAAGAAUUUCAGGCUAUUCCGAAGAGGAGGAUUCAUCGACUGCUGCUAGUGUUGUGAGCCCCUCGUUUGUUACAAACAACCGUAACUCUAACGAUAUUGCACUGCUAACAACUAAGCAACACAACCCUGUUCUCACAUAUCUACCAGAUAUGAAGACACUGCAACUGUCAGCAUCGGUCAUCACAAUUUGGUUAUCUUAAUGCUGACUGUUAAUUUUUGUUUGGUUUUCUUUACACUUAACAUUAUAUCAAGGGCGUAUCCCCUUGAUUAUAUUAAAUGUUGCUUAUGCACGGUCAUCACAAUUUUGUUAUCUUAAUAAUGCUGGACUGUUUAUUGUUUGAUUUACAAUAAUUAUAACAUGUAUAUAUGUAUAUAUAAAACAAAAACAUUUUUGUUGAAAUUAA